AUGAAUACUAAAGAUGAAAUACCCACGAAGAAGUUAAGAACUGAAUCCAACGAGAAUGGUGAAGAUAAGUUUAAGGACUUAAGAUCCCUAUUUUUCAGACUGAAUACCAUCUAUACAUUUUUAAUAUGUCGUAAGCAUGUGAUCCCCACAUUCAAAACUCUUACAAGUCCCAUUGAGAAGGCACUGAAGAAAGAAGUGACGGAGCUUGACUUGGCGAGAAUAGUGGCUCUAUUACCAAGAGCAUGUGUUUUCAAGUACAUUGAUGAAAAUCAGAUUCAAACCGAAACAAAAGUGUUCGACUUUAAGAAUGGAGGAUAUCAACAGAAGGAAAAUGAUAUAUUUCAACUAAAAGACGUUGAUACAACAUUUAAUGGAGGCAACUCCACUCAGAUUCUUAUUUUUGAAUUUGUCGAUGGUAAUAUGAAACGAUCAUGGACUUCGGGAGAUACUAAUACACAAGUUAGAUUACCAACUUAUUCCACAGAAGAAAUGAAGAAAAUGAUUUCUAAGAGAGAAACAUUCUUUAAGGAAAAAUUAUCAACGUUUAUUACAAAAUAUAGAGAUAAGGGCGCUGAUCCUUACAUUGAACUCACAAGAUUAGCAGAAAAUUAUGUACCUACAAUGAAAUCAUACGAAGACCCAAUAGAGCAAAUGAUUUCGUCAAAGUCAGAUUUAGUAGUGGAUGAAGAUGGUAUGGGUAGACCAACAAUACCACGUAUGAUUGAGAAACUAAAAAAAAUUGAUACAUAUUAUGAUCAAAUCAAAGAACAUUACACUAUUCCUGAAAGGACUGCAGAAUAUGGUGACCUGGAUUUUGAUCUUUCUCCUGAAGUAUAUCCUGCCUUAGAGCAUGAUCGAUUUUAUGUCCAUCAAGCCACUGCUAUUAAUGCAAUACAUGCCGGUAAGAAUGUCAUAAUCACAACAUCAACAUCAUCAGGUAAGUCCUUGAUUUAUCAGCUUUCUGCAAUUGAUAUAUUAUUGAGAGAUCCAGAAUCUACCUUUAUGUAUAUUUUCCCAACCAAGGCGUUAGCACAGGAUCAAAGGAGAGCAUUUGAAUCCAUUAUCUCGAAGAUUCCAGAGUUAAGUGAUGUUAGUGUUGCAACAUAUGAUGGUGACACUGAAAAACUACAAAGGGCCUCUAUAAGAAGAAAUGCACGUGUAAUAUUUACUAAUCCUGAUAUGAUUCACGCCAGUAUUUUACCAAAUCAUAUCAACUGGAAGCAUUUUCUGUAUAAUUUAAAGAUAGUAGUUGUUGAUGAGUUGCAUGUAUACAGGGGGUUGUUUGGUUCGAAUGUUGCCCUAGUUAUGAGAAGGCUCUUAAGAUUAUGCAAAUGUUAUUACAAUAAUGACAACCUGAGAUUUAUUUCAUGUUCUGCAACUCUGAGAUCCCCAAUCGAACAUAUGAAGAAUAUGUUUGGUAUUGAUGAUGUGUUACUAAUAAACGAAGAUGGGUCUCCAAGGGGUUCUAAGCACUUAGUCAUUUGGAAUCCUCCUGUCUUAGCUCAGCAUGAAAGGAAGAGAGAAAAUUUUAUUCAUGAAAGUGCCAAGUGCUUGGUUGAGUUGGUUCUCCAAAACGUACGAACUAUUGCAUUUUGUUACGUGCGUCGUGUUUGUGAGCUAUUAAUGAAAGAUGUUAGGAAUAUUCUUCAGGAAUUGAAUAGAGAAGAUUUGCUAGUUGAUGUGAUGUCAUAUAGAGGGGGAUAUUCAGCUUCUGAUAGACGUAAAAUUGAAAGAGAGAUGUUUCACGGAAAUUUGAAAGCUGUGAUAUCAACCAAUGCAUUGGAAUUAGGUAUUGAUAUUGGGGGGUUAGAUGCAGUGUUAAUGUGUGGAUUUCCCUUGUCAAUGGCCAAUUUCCAUCAACAAAGUGGUAGAGCUGGUAGAAGAAAUAGGGAUUCCUUGACUUUAGUGGUAGCGAGUGACAAUCCUGUUGAUCAACAUUAUGUUGCACACCCAAGUAUUCUACUACAUGGGGAUGACUCUGAGUCAUAUCAAGAUCUAGUUUUGGAUUUUGAUAAUUUACUCAUCCUAGAGGGGCAUAUUCAAUGUGCUGCUUUUGAAUUACCAAUCGUCAUCGAAAGAGAUCAAAUAUUCUUCAAAAGAGAACAUUUGGAAAAGAUAUGUAGAGAAAGGCUUCAACAUAAUGCUGAAGGGUAUCACGCACAUAAUCGUUUUUUGCCUUGGCCUUCUAAGCACGUUUCGUUAAGAGGUGUCGAGGAAGAUCGAUAUGCCGUUAUUGACAUUACGAAUGGGAGAAAUAUAGUUAUAGAAGAGAUUGAAGCUUCAAGAACAAGUUUUACUUUAUAUGAUGGGGGGAUAUUUAUUCAUCAAGGUUAUCCAUACUUAGUAAAAGAGUUCAAUUCGGAUGAAAGAUAUGCUACAGUUCAACGUGUAGACGUUGAUUGGGUUACCAAUCAAAGGGACUUUACUGACGUCGAUCCGCAGUUAAUUGAGAUGGUUCGAUCAUUAGACGAUAGCGACAUUCCUGUUUAUUUUGGAAAGAUAAGGACCAAAAUUGUUGUUUUCGGUUACUUUAAAAUCGAUAAAUUUAAGAGGAUUAUUGAUGCCGUUGAAACGAAUAAUCAACCAGUUAUAUUCUAUUCCAAGGGAUUGUGGAUUGAUAUCCCGGCAAGAGCCUUAGAAUUAUGCACUUCGAAGGAGUUAAAUAUUGCUGGUGCGAUACACGCUGCUCAACAUGCAAUUAUGGGACUGUUUCCAAGGUUCAUUAUUACAGGAGUAGAUGAAGUACAAACAGAGUGCAAGGCGCCAGAAAAGGAAUUUGCUGAACGACAAACUCAAAGAAUAAGACCUGCCAGAUUAAUAUUCUAUGAUUCAAAGGGUGGUGAGUAUGGUUCAGGAUUAUCUGUAAAGGCUUUCGAACAUAUUGAUGACAUUCUUAAAGCUACUUUGGAAAGAAUUGAAGAAUGCACUUGUUCUGAUGGAUGUCCUGAUUGUGUUGCGGCCACUUACUGUAAAGAACACAGCUUGGUUCUCUCUAAGCCUGGUGCAUUAGUCCUUCUUCAUAGCAUCCUAGGACACGAGGAAUCAGAUUUUGUGGAUAAGAUUAAAGAUGGACCAGAACCCAAUCUCCCCGAUAUUAAAGUUGAAACCGUCACGGCGGUAAAGGACCACAUCAAGUUUUCUCAGAAUUUAAAAGUCAUUGGAGCUCAACUGGAAGAAUUAGAAUAA
Messenger RNA from Naumovozyma castellii, 3186 nucleotides. RefSeq names its product ATP-dependent 3'-5' DNA helicase (gene HRQ1). The coding region runs from base 1 to 3186 and encodes 1061 amino acids. The record is from RefSeq and is a predicted model, not a curated record. The transcript has a single exon. Lineage: Eukaryota; Fungi; Ascomycota; Saccharomycetes; Saccharomycetales; Saccharomycetaceae.